AUGUCACAUAGUCAGAAUCAAAUUAAUUACAAGAAAUUAGCAGACCAAUCGUCUUCAGCAGUAAACACUAAUCCAGACAUCUCAACACCGAGUACCCAAGGGUUCAGGUCUGCACCAAGUUCAUUUGAUAUCGCCAUGCCAGCUCAAAUACAGACAAACUUUAUUGCUCCUAUCCAGGAGUACCCUCAUCAAUUCAACCCCUCAAUGAACCCACAAUCUCAACAGUUUCAAUUACAACAAGUGGGGAUGAAUUUAAUGCAACAACAAGAAGCUCCACAAUUGACAAUACACAAUACCCUUGGUCUUCAACAACAGAUAGCAAUGACGAAUGAAAGUUACAACUUGCAAACACAACCUAAUGCGCACGUUCCUGACGCUUAUAUUUAUGGCAUACAGUCCAAUGUACUUGCGCAAAAUGUCAAUGGCGUUUCAUCCCACAGUCAAUCAUUUUCACUGAGUAUUCCUUUGGAUAAGGUCUCAAUUAAAGCUCAUGAAAGUCAAAGGACGCAACUGACUCCUUCGCUUCGACCAGGAUAUCUACCACAAUUUACAUCAACCGUGUCAGAAUAUUCGCAGAUUGGAGCACCACAUACUUCUGAAACCCAGCGUGUAUCAUCCACAUUAACAAUUCCCAAAUCAAAUUGCACCAAAAGUACAAAUAGUGCUCCACUUCAAUCAGAAAAUGACUACCCAUCAGGAUCCUCCUCGUCAUCGCCAUUGAUGCAACCACCAUCGCGUGGCAAAAGACAACGCAAACACCUGUCAACCCUGCAUGAAAUGACACCAGAGACAGCAUUACGCAACAGGUGUCGAAUAUGUAAUAAACAAUUCAAAAGACCCUCGUCGCUUCAAACUCACUACUAUUCCCAUACUGGGGAAAAGAUAUUCAGAUGCCCUUGGCAAGGAUGUGGGAAAAUGUUUAGUGUUAAAUCAAACAUGACGAGACACUACCGAUUACAUGAACGAGAUUCAAGACGAGCACAAGAGUUGGAAUUUCAAAAUAGGAACCCAGAGCUAAUGCGAGCAUUAGGACUUUCAUCUAGUUCAAGCACUGUACGACAAUAUUUUCAGCCUGCCCUACAUCACCCAAUGCAACACCAACUGCAAACACCACCACAACAACUUCAACAGGAUGUAGCUACAUUUGGCACAGCUCAAGCGCAACCACGAGAUAUGAAUCAACUUGACCUCUUACAUCGAACUCAUUAUCAAUCUUAUUCGCCUUUGUCGUCGCAAAUUCCUUCUUUAAUGCAAGCUCAAUACAUGCUCAACCCUUUGGUAGUUGAUACAAAUGGGCAAACUGAACAGUUGAGAGUAUCAGAAGUACAGCAGUCACCGGUACAAACAAUAAAUUCUAGAUUACAGUAG
Molecule: messenger RNA, 1368 nt
Organism: Lodderomyces orthopsilosis Co 90-125
Lineage: Eukaryota; Fungi; Ascomycota; Pichiomycetes; Serinales; Debaryomycetaceae
Exons: 1
Coding region: 1-1368 (455 amino acids)
Cellular component (GO): nucleus
Source: RefSeq, a predicted model, not a curated record